Messenger RNA from Lathyrus oleraceus (garden pea), 2625 nucleotides. RefSeq lists its product as uncharacterized. NCBI's taxonomy places the organism in Eukaryota, Viridiplantae, Streptophyta, Magnoliopsida, Fabales, Fabaceae. The record is from RefSeq and is a predicted model, not a curated record. The coding region runs from base 742 to 2445 and encodes 567 amino acids. The transcript is spliced from 2 exons.
UUGAAGUUGGUGCAUAAUUUGGACUUCAUUUGAUGUAGUUUUUGCAUGCUGUACCAUGUUUAAUUAAUUCCCAUUGAUCUACUAGUCCAAAUGAUUUGAAAUUUAAUAUGUGGCUUGUUGAAUGCCUUCUGGUUAGGAUAGAAUUUUUGUGGAUUUUUUGGAUCCUUUUUGACAUGUGGUUGGAUAUGAUCUUGCUGGUUGUUUGUAUGAGACUCAACAUUGCUUCAUUUGCCUUCUAGGUUGCAUAAUUUAAAAUAGGAACAUAGUUUGAAUAUGGGACCAAUUGGGAUCCCUUUGUAUUUGAUAUUACUUGGUUUUCAUCAUGAAUUGGCUGCUGUUUUAGGAUUUUUCCAUCUUUUUGACCCUAGGCUAGUCCUAGUGGUCAUAGUACUUACCUUUGAGUGUGAUUGUACCUUUUCAGGUUAAAGAUAAUGAUUAAGGAGAUUUGCUCCACAUUAUGGAUUGUGUUACUUGACACAUAUGACUAAUGUAUUUGUUUUGUAGGAUGUUGGUUCAUGUGAGCCUUGUGCUAUGCACCUCAUUAUGUGUAUAAUUGUACUUGGUUAAUUGAUCAUUAUAUUGUUGUCUGUUUGUGAAAGUAGAUGCUGAUUCUGUUUGACUUUUGUACAGGUACCUUUAGUUGCUCAAUUCCUUGCGAACUUUUGCUUUGCGUUGCUUAAGCAACUUGCAUUGAGGGACCCUUUGGAUCGAGAUCUUGGCUGAGAGACUUUCUAUUCAGAGAUGAGAAGACCCGGCUUGAAGGAUGAUGUUGCUUACAAUUUCUUUGACCCGGAUAUCAGUGUGUUGAAGGAUAUGAUAGCGUUGAUCACUCCUGACCAUGUGGGGUUGUUUCGUGCGGUGUAUGGGGGUAUUCUGAAGAUGGUUUUCAGGCUCAUGGACAGAGACAGGAGCGCCAUCCAUACUCUACUUCAGUUUUACGAUCCCGAGCUGAGAUGUUUCGUCUUCCCAGAUUACGUGCUAGGGCCGAUGUUGGAAGAUUAUGCUGAUAUUUUGAAUAUCCAGAUCAGGGAUCAAGUUCCUUUCCGGGUUACUAAGGAAGAACCUGAUAUUGGUGGGAUUUCCCGUGCUUUCUAUCUGAGUCCAGAGGAAGUGAAGAGUAAUCUGAAGGAGAAGGGUAAGCUGCCUGGUUUUCAUCUGAGUUUCCUAGAGGCUAAGGCUAAAGAGCAGUCAGAAUUGGGGAAUUGGGAAGCUGUCUGUGCUCUGGUUGCGGCGAGCAUUUAUGGGAUCAUUUUGUUUCCCAACCAGAAGAACUUUGUGGAUAUCAAUGCCAUCCGCCUGUUUAUUCGAAGGAAUCCUAUCCCUACAUUGAUUGGAGAUGUCUAUUAUUCGGUUCAUAACCGGAAUGAGAAGAGGCGUGGGGGUUUGAUUCGAUGCUGCGCGCAGUUAUUGGUCAAGUGGUUUAUGGGUUACUUACCAUCCAAGGGUGCUUUUGUUCUUCUGGGCCAGAAUGUUACUUGGGCGACCAAACUGAUGGGCUUGAGGGCUAAGGACAUAGAUUGGACUCACAGUAGUGGAGUUGGACAGGACUUUAUCUGCAGUUGCAGGGGUUUUCCUAAUGUGCCGCUUAUAGGGGUUCAGGGUUGCAUCAAUUACAACCCGACACUUCUUAAGAGGCAAAUGGGAUUCGCUAUGGAGCUUCCACCGUACAAGAGUGAGAUUCAGGAAUCUGUGUACUUCCCGGUUGAGGGUAACCAGGAUAGGGUAAAGCAGGUAUCCGAUGCAUGGCGCAGCAUUCAGAGGAAGGGCAAGGCUUCCUGGGGUAGAGCUAACAACAGAUCUUUUCCUCCGUUCGAUGAUUGGCUCAGAAAGAGAGUGGAGCUUACUUGUCUACCAUUUCCUAUGGUCGAUCCGUGGUAUCCGUUGGUUGAGGAGACUCCUUCUACUGUUAGUAUGGAUGAGUUCUUAGAGAUGAAGCGGGAACGAGACCAGCUACUUGCAGAGAAGACGGAAUUGGAGAUGAGUGUUGCUCGGGUUCAGAGAGCUAAUCAGGAGCUCAAAGCGAAGAUGGAAGAUCAGGAUAAGCGGCAUGCUUUGGAGACCAAGCGAUUUGAGAUGGAUACAGCCUAUUAUGGGAAGAUCAGCCAAGCUUUAGCAUCGUCCAACCGGGAGCAUGACAUCACAAAGGAGAAGCUGUUCAGAGCAUCAAAGGUGAUUGAAGAUGAGAAGAGGAGGCAAAUCCUAGUCAGGGAUCAGAGGGAUGAGAGAGCCAGAGUCCUCGCUGCAGAGUGGGAGGCGGAGAAAGCAAAGAUCAGGACCGAGAGAGAUCAUUACAUGGCAGAGAGAGACCACUACUUCAGACAGAUGAAGAUUCAUCAGAAGGAAGUUGGAAGACUACAGCAGGAGAACAUAGAGCUCAGGUUCGCCGCAGAGUUCGCGAGGAUGGAGGGCGAGAUAGGGCCAUCUGCGGGACCCUCAUCCAGUUAGAUCUUUCUUUCGUUGUGAAUUACCGUCAGGCUUGUUGACGGAAUUCACUUGUCUGUAUUUCUUUCCUAUUCUUGAGGAUUGUAUCUGACCUUAUCUGGUUGAUGUAUGACUACUGCACUGAUUGUGCACUUUUGCUAUGUGAUGGUGAUUUUUCAUUCAGUGAUUGGUUUUCAAGCUUUA